AUGGAAGUUAUCCGAGAAACAGAUGGACUCAUCCUUUCUCAGUGCAAAUUCACUUUAGACCUUCUCCGUGAAUUUAACUCCCUCCAUUUGUCAUCUGUUCCUUCUCCACUCGAUCCCUCUACUCAUUUAUCUACUCACAUCGGGGAACCAGUGAAGGAUCCCACCUUGUAUCGCCAUCUCCUUGGCAAACUCAACUACCUUACUCACACCUGCCCAUACUUAUCCUUCACUGUCCAGUACCUUAGCCAGUACAUGCAGGACCCAUGCCAGCCACACCCAGAUGCAGCAUUCCGUGUGCUUCGCUAUCUGCUCAAAGAUCCCGGGCUUGGGCUUUUUAUGUCUUCUUCCUCCUCAUUCAAGCUCCUAGCCUUCUGUGACUCUAAUUGGGCCACCUUCCCGGACUCAAGGAAAUCGAUGAGUGGUUUGUACAUUUCCCUUGGUACCUCUCCGAUAUCUUGGAAAUCCAAGAAGCAAACUUCCAUCUCACUUAGUUCGGCAGAGGCCGAAUACAUAUGCGACGCAUGGUUGUAG
Molecule: messenger RNA, 531 nt
Organism: Nicotiana tabacum (common tobacco)
Lineage: Eukaryota; Viridiplantae; Streptophyta; Magnoliopsida; Solanales; Solanaceae
Source: RefSeq, a predicted model, not a curated record